AUGGAGAGAGAAGCGCCCACGCCUAACUCUCGGGCGGUUCACCGCUACGUUUCCAAAAACCUGCGGCCAGCGGUUAUUGCCAGCCUCGGCAGCCACGGCGAGGGCUUACGGAGGGCUGAGCCGUCUCCUGCCUUCCUUCCAGGAAGGAUGAGCAAGUGGGCGACGCAGACUUUAAAAGUUAGGACUUUUCUCACAGCAGGAAACCAGCGAGUCUUUCAGCGCUGCGUACCGCUACGCAAAAGCUUUACCUACACCCACCCGGUCCUCAGCUUGGGUGACGAUCCUGGCUACCGGGCGGCCAGGAGACAACUUGCUAAGAGGAUCCAGGCAGGUCCGGCUGCAGGAGGCAGCGAUGCCGGCGCGGUCGCCUUCUCGGCCGUGGCCAUCCCCAGCAAGCUGCCUGGAGAGGGAAGAGGGAGCCCCAAUGGAAAAAGCCGCGCUCUGAAUCCGGUGCACGACGUUACCGAGCUAUCGGCACCGGGAGAGGCACCAGCACCGGCAGCACCAGUACUGGUGCCAGCAGCGCUGGCAGCACCAGCGCCGGUACUGGUAUCAGCAGUGUCAGCACCGGGAGAGGCACCGGUGGCACCAGCACCACAGACAGCG
This is a messenger RNA of Pelecanus crispus (Dalmatian pelican), 606 nucleotides long. The record is from RefSeq and is a predicted model, not a curated record. NCBI's taxonomy places the organism in Eukaryota, Metazoa, Chordata, Aves, Pelecaniformes, Pelecanidae.